Molecule: messenger RNA, 588 nt
Organism: Sorghum bicolor (sorghum)
Lineage: Eukaryota; Viridiplantae; Streptophyta; Magnoliopsida; Poales; Poaceae
Product: lysine-rich arabinogalactan protein 19-like
Exons: 2
Coding region: 1-588 (195 amino acids)
Source: RefSeq, a predicted model, not a curated record
AUGGCCAUCAUCCCCAACUCUGUGGCCAUGACGGGCGGCAUCACGUUCAUCGUCGACCAUACCACUGGCUUCAACAGCUUCACCGCCACGGCCAUGGAGGAGGCGCAGAUCCGAUCUGCACCGAUCGCUUCUUCAUUGACGUCGGUCACGCCUCCAACCACGCUGCCUCCGACCACUCCAGCAACCUGGGCCCCACCUGUCGGGGUCGUCCCCUAUCUCCCGCCGUCGCCACCGUCGCACCGCCUCUUCCACCACCACCACCGCACACCGCACCAGCCCCUUCCUCUUUCACCACCGCCACCGCGGCCGUCCCUUCCCCUUCCAUCACCACCACCGCGGUCGCCCCCUUCCCCGUCCGGUGCAGCGCACCACCGCGCCCCCACCACAGCCGCCGCCACGUCGACGAUGCGCAGGGAGAGAGAGAGAGAGAGGAGGAGGAGGAGGAGAGGCUCACCGCGGGGCGGCGUCGGCGUUGAGGGCGGAGGAGAGGCUCACCGCGGGACGCACGGCGUCAAGAACAGCAGCAACGACGUCGAUGGCGGCUACGGCGGCAGUGGAAAAUUUCGGCAGCCUGUCGCCUUAGUUUGA